GCAGGGGAGGAGGAGAGAGAGGAGAGGGAGCGCGGCAGCCGCGGCUCGCAGCACACGCUCCUGCCUCCAAACCGAGCGCACGCACCGCGGGAAAGUUGGAGCGAGUGCAGCCACUGAAGCCUCCCUCACGCUCAGGGGCUGUGAGAAAGCAGCGCCUUUCCCAGGUUGUCUUCAGGAGACGGCAAAGCUCUGUCCCUGCUGGAGCACUGCUGACCACUGUCACCAACCAAACAUGCAGAGGGGCAUGAGAGUCCACAGGACCUGACCCAAUGGUCUCUCCAAGGAAAGGAGAAGGCAAGAAAGGAAAAGAAGCUGUUGAGAUCCACCAGCAGCUGCCACAGGGCAUCAGCUCCAGUACUGAGCUCCCAGAGGGGGCCAACAGGCACAAAUGAGUUGCAGUGCCACAUCUCUCCUAGGCUGUGUCAUUCCCAGCACACAAGGCUGAACAUGUAAAGUGACUCUGCAAUGUUCUCCAAGGUCACUGUACAACAAGGGUCACUUUGGGAAGGGCUCUAGCCUGGUAGAGGCUCAUUCCAAGCAGCUUUGGAGCUGAUGAGGGCAGAACUGCUCCAUCCUUGCAGUGACACCAUGGAUCCAUGUUACAACCACACAAGCUCUCAAAAAAGGAUGGAGUUCUCCCUGCAGGUGCUGGUCGGGGUCUGCCUGGCCACCCUCAUCUUGAUCAUUGUCUGUGGUAACAUCAUUGUCUGCCUGGCCGUCACCCUGGACCGCCGGCUGCGCAGCUUGACCAACUGCAUCAUCGUCUCCCUGGCCAUCACAGACCUGCUGCUGGGCCUUCUGGUGGUGCCCUUCUCUGCUCUCUAUGAACUCUCCGGGGAGUGGCCCUUCAGCAGCGCUUUUUGCAAUGUCUACACCAGCCUGGACGUCAUGCUGUGCACGGCCUCCAUCCUCAACCUCCUCCUGAUCAGCCUGGAUCGCUACUUCGCCGUCACCACCCCGCUCCGCUACUGCCAGGUGGUCACGCCCUCCCGGGUGGCCGUGGGUCUGGCUGUCAUUUGGGCUGUUUCGCUGAUGGUCUCCUUCCUCCCCAUCCACCUGGGCUGGAACACCAAUGGGACAGCGGUGCAAAACACGGGCCCCGCCUGCAACAAGGAGUGCACGCUGGCGGUGAACCUCGUGUACGGGUUACUGGAUGCCUUUCUUACCUUCUACAUCCCUCUGGUCAUCAUGUGCGUCACCUACUACCGGAUACUCAAGAUAGCGAGGGAACAAGCCAAGAGGAUAAACCACACGUGGGGCAACACGCCCACGCCGCCCAUGGUGAAGGAGCACAAAGCCACCGUGACGCUGGCGGUGGUGCUGGGAGCCUUCAUCGUGUGCUGGUUCCCCUAUUUCACCGUGUUCACCUACCGGGGCGUGUGGGGGGACAGCGGGGUCAAAGGCACACCCAUGUCCAUUGUUCUGUGGCUGGGCUAUGCCAACUCAGCCCUGAACCCCAUCCUCUACGGGACGCUCAACAGGGAUUUCCGAGUGGCAUACCAGCACUUGCUGUGCUGCAGGAGGACGGGACACACCAGGAAUUGCCACCUGCCUCCCUUCCAGGUGGCCCAGCCCAGAGGCAGGCAGGGCCAGGGCAGGCAGGAGGGUAAACCCUUGAAACUGGAGGUGAGGAAUGAAAAGGGGACCCUGCUCACCGAUGGAACCCUCAAGAGCACUGGAGCUUUUCUGUGAGUCUCAGCCAGCCUGCUGCCCUAGGACCCACAUCUCCCAGCCUUCAGCUCCUGGCUGCCUCUUCCAAAAUCCUGUGUGUGAGGUUGAAAGGACAACACUCAGCUUUCCUCAGUGCGAAACUCAACAGCAGAGGCGAGAGCUGCAAGGCAUCCCUUCCUGAUGGUACUUGGUGCAAAGGGUGAUACCAUCAGAGAUGCAUCCUCACUCCUUUGUCCAUCACUGGUUGCUUCCCAACCAAGUUGGAAGCCCAGGGGAGGUGGACAGAGCUGGGCUCCCCUCCGUGGCUGCCCUGGAGUUUUGGGAUUAUAGAAACAGCCUGAAAUGCCCUGGAAGAUGCUGCAUCCUGCCUGUCCCUCAUGCACUGCAGAGGCAGCUGCGUUCAGACCAAGGAUUUCCAGCACACUUCAUUUUCAUGCAAGCCUACAUCCACAUAAAUUGCCAGCAGCUUUGGCGGAGAUGCUGGCAGGGCUCCCGAGGAUCCCUGCUCUGGCACGUGGCAUUUACUCCAUCCCCAGGCACUGCUGGAGAGGUGUCUGCCCGCCCAGGUUCCUUCCCAGGAGGGAGGUGUGUUAGAAGAGCCCUCAGAGGAGCUGCAGAAGAACAUCUCCCCUGUCC
Molecule: messenger RNA, 2307 nt
Organism: Prinia subflava (tawny-flanked prinia)
Lineage: Eukaryota; Metazoa; Chordata; Aves; Passeriformes; Cisticolidae
Gene: HRH2
Product: histamine receptor H2
Exons: 5
Coding region: 553-1692 (379 amino acids)
Biological process (GO): chemical synaptic transmission; positive regulation of vasoconstriction; G protein-coupled receptor signaling pathway, coupled to cyclic nucleotide second messenger
Cellular component (GO): plasma membrane; dendrite
Molecular function (GO): histamine receptor activity; neurotransmitter receptor activity; G protein-coupled serotonin receptor activity
Source: RefSeq, a predicted model, not a curated record